Messenger RNA from Syzygium oleosum, 513 nucleotides. RefSeq names its product dirigent protein 6-like. The coding region runs from base 1 to 513 and encodes 170 amino acids. The transcript has a single exon. NCBI's taxonomy places the organism in Eukaryota, Viridiplantae, Streptophyta, Magnoliopsida, Myrtales, Myrtaceae. The record is from RefSeq and is a predicted model, not a curated record.
AUGGUAGAGCUUUCAAAAAACUAUGGUGUCUUCUCCUUCCUCAUCUUUCUCUUGCUCUCACUUGCCUCACAACUUUCCUUAGCUAGGCCUUCCAAAGAACUCAAACCAUGCAAGCACAUCGUGCUCCACAUGCACGACGUAAUCUUCAAUGGCAAUAACUCGGUCAACGCGACCGGGGAGGCUGUCACGAGUCUGGUUGGACUUGGGCAUUUUUUCUUUGGCCAGGUAUUCAUCCUCGACAAUCCGAUGACGAAGGACCAGAACCUGCUAACCCCUCCAGCGGUACGGGCUCAGGGUUUCUAUUUUCACUAUAUGAAAACUGGUCCGUGCGCCGGGAUGGCUUUUACCUUGGUUUUCAACUCGACUGAGUCUAAGGGCACCAUAGACGUCAUGGGGUCCAAUUAUUUCCCGGCAAAGACUAGGUAUCUCUCGGGCGUCGGUGGAACCGGGGAUUUCUUCAUGGCGAGAGGGAUUCUCGAGAUCGAGACAGAUGGUAUUGUUCCAUUUGAGUAG